AUGAGUUUUAGAUUGGUAACCAUUAAGAGACUAAUGUCGUCAUUGAAGCGGUUCCCAUUUGAAACUAAGAAUGGCGAAGUGUAUCUAGCACAAUUCCCGAAUUCUCACUAUCAAAAUAAGAGACAGAAUUUCAAAGGUGAAACUUUCAGUACACAAGAGCAAUUACCUCCAUUGCCCGUUCCUGAAUUAGAGCAGACCAUAAACACUUAUUUGCAGUCCAUUAAACCUUAUGUUAAAGACUUGAGCUCGCAGGAGGCACUCUGCAAAGAAUUCAUUAAUGGUACUGGUUCUGUUUUGCAGAAACGUUUGCUAGAUUUUGCAAGGGACAAACGUAACUGGAUGUCUGAAUUUUGGGAUAACCAAGCCUAUCUGCAGUAUGAUGAUCCUGUCAUCCCUUAUGUGUCUUAUUUCUACUCGCAUGCCAAGUUACCUGCUGAAUUGGCAAAGAUUGAUAAGGAUCCUCUCUUAAAGGCUACAGCUAUAAUAUCUACUGUCAUCAAGUUCAUUGAAUCUAUCAAGGAUGAAUCACUUCCACCAGAAAUUAUCAAGGGAACACCAUUUUGCAUGAACAGUUUCCAGUUAAUGUUUAACAACUCUCGUAUACCAGACACUACCCAAGACUCAAACGUGUUCUACUCUGUAUAUGAAAACAACUUCAUGAUUGUUACUUACAAAGGUAACUUCUAUAAAGUUUUCACUCACUUUAAGGAAAAUGAUAUGGAUGAGCAAAGCAAAACAGAAGCUAUUAAUAAACCAUUGCCUGUCAAUCUAAUCUGGCAACAGUUGUACAACAUUGUUAAUGGUCCCCUUUCUAAGAAUGCCACUGCUAUCAACUCAGGUGUUGGUUCGUUGACGUCACUACCAAGAGAUCAAUGGCGCGAAGUUCAUGCAGAAUUGAUCAAAGAUCCAUUAGCAAAGGAGUCACUCGAAACUAUUCAUCGUGCUUCUUUUAUGCUUUGCCUAGAUUUGGACAAAAGCCCUGUUACUCUAGAAGAAAAGUCUAGAAACUGCUGGCACGGGGACGGUUUUAAUAGGUUCUUUGACAAGCCAUUACAGUUUUUUGUUACUGGUAAUGGUACUUCAGGGUUCUUGGCGGAGCAUUCUAAGAUGGAUGGUACUCCAACAUUAUUUUUGAAUACUUUUGUUUGCCAGCAAUUGAGGAAGAUUGAUCAAAGUAAGUUUAUUAAUUCCGUAUUUGAACCUGUUCGUGAGACCGACUACCAUCAACCAAAAUUAUUACCUUUUGUAAUCACUCCAAGAAUUUCAGAAAGUGUACAAGCUGCUCAAAUUCAAUUCAGAGACGUUAUUGAGGAACACGAUUUGCGCGUCUGGCAUUAUAAUAGGUAUGGUAAGGAGUUCAUGAAGAAGAACGGCAUGUCCCCUGAUGCGUUUAUUCACCAAGUUAUUCAAUUAGCUAUUUAUAAAUACUUGGGAAGACAACUUCCAACGUAUGAGGCUGCUUCGACCAGAAAGUACUUUAAAGGUCGUACGGAAGCUGGAAGAUCAGUUUCUGAACCAUCCGCUAAUUUUGUCAAGACAUGGGAAUCGACCAAUGCUUCAGAUGAGGAAAGAAUCGAAGCAUUGAAGGCAUCUGCAAAAUACCAUGCUCAAUAUUUGAAAAUGGCUGCAGAAGGACAAACUAUUGACCGUCACUUUUUUGGUUUGAAGAAUAUGAUCAGGAAUGGGGAAGAAGUUCCUGCAUUAUUCGAGGAUCCUAUUUUCAAGUACUCAUGUACAUGGUAUGUUUCAACAUCACAACUAUCCUGUGAAUACUUUGAUGGAUACGGAUGGUCCCAAGUCAAUGACAAUGGUGUAGGCCUUGCUUAUAUGCUAAAUAAGGACUGGAUGCACAUUAAUAUCGUUACUAAGCCUGAAAAGAGUAUGCUCUCUGUUGAUAAAUUACAUUAUUAUUUAAGUGAAGCUGCGGAUGAGAUUGCCGAUACCUUGAACAGAUCUCCUACUUCCACUAUUAAAGCUAAGUUGUAA
Molecule: messenger RNA, 1986 nt
Organism: Nakaseomyces glabratus
Lineage: Eukaryota; Fungi; Ascomycota; Saccharomycetes; Saccharomycetales; Saccharomycetaceae
Gene: CAT2
Product: carnitine O-acetyltransferase CAT2
Biological process (GO): carnitine metabolic process
Cellular component (GO): mitochondrion; peroxisome
Molecular function (GO): carnitine O-acetyltransferase activity
Source: RefSeq, a predicted model, not a curated record